Messenger RNA from Hylaeus anthracinus, 1300 nucleotides. Its product is annotated as formylglycine-generating enzyme. NCBI's taxonomy places the organism in Eukaryota, Metazoa, Arthropoda, Insecta, Hymenoptera, Colletidae. The transcript is spliced from 4 exons. The record is from RefSeq and is a predicted model, not a curated record. The coding region runs from base 148 to 1248 and encodes 366 amino acids. Gene Ontology annotation, cellular component: endoplasmic reticulum.
GUCGUCUGCCAUGGAGAAUGACAGUUUAGUUGACCGUGGUGUUUAUCCAGAUUUAUCAUCAGUAACUAUUUGUAAUUAUAACAACCGGUGCCAGGAGAUUAGCUCGAGCUACUUCACCGAUUUUAUGUGUAAACAUUCUCCAAUAAAAUGAAGAGAGGUUCGAUAUCAUCGAUUCUGAAAGUAAAAUCGGCAUUGUUCGUUUGCGCAAACAUGGUGCUCAUGUUGUGCUUUGUAGCGGGAAGCUUCGAAAAUGAUGAUUCGAACGAGGAAUCUUUUCACUGUGGUAAAGGAUCGAGCAGACAAACGAAACAGACAGAUGAAUCACGAAACUAUUGUACGGUACCAAAGGAUGUUCCUCGUAUAUUCGAUGGAGAAAACAUCGAUCGUGUAGAUCGCUUGAAAAAUAUGGCCCUGAUAGAAGGAGGCAGUUUUGCAAUCGGAACAAACGAUCCAGUUUUUGUGGCUGAUGGCGAAGCACCGAAACGACAAAUUCAACUGGAUAGUUUUUAUAUAGACGAAUUGGAAGUGAGCAACGACGAAUUUUCAAAGUUUGUCAACGCGACUGGCCAUCGAACAGAAGCGGAAACAUUCGGGGAUUCUUUUGUAUUCGGAGGACUACUGAAAGAAGAAGUCAGAGCGAAUAUACCAAACGUCGUAGCUCGAGCACCUUGGUGGUUACCUGUAAAUAAUGUGACGUGGAAACAUCCGGAAGGUCCUGGUUCCGAUCUGACACACAGGAUGGAUCACCCCGUCGUUCACGUAUCGUGGAACGAUGCAGUCGCCUAUUGUAAAUGGUUAGGCAAAAGAUUGCCUACCGAAGCGGAAUGGGAAGUGGCUUGUCGUGGGGGGCUCUCGGAUAGAUUGUAUCCAUGGGGGAAUAAAUUUGUUCCAAAUGGUCAAUACAGAGCGAACACGUGGCAAGGUGAUUUUCCAAACAAUAAUACUGAGGAGGAUGGAUACGUGAGCACUUCGCCUGUUACGGAAUUCCCGCCAAAUAAAUAUGGCCUACGCAACAUGAUAGGAAACGUCUGGGAAUGGACGUCAGAUUGGUGGACGACCGAUAAUAUGAAACGUGGUGGUCCCACGAAUCCCACUGGUCCAACUCGUGGUACUGACAAGGUAAAGAAAGGUGGCUCCUACCUUUGUCACGAGAGCUAUUGCUUCAGGUACAGAUGUGCUGCUCGAAGUCAAAAUACACCUGAUACGACGGCUGGAAAUCUUGGCUUCAGAUGCGCUUUAUCUAUUUGAUCUUUAUUUAAAAAAUUAUCAAUUUUUUUUCCAAAUAAACAAUACUUGCAUA